AUGUGUGAGGCCGUCCUGGUGGAUCUGAUCCACGGCUGCAGUGCUGGAUGCACCGGCGCGUCUCUCCUGGAGGAUCCCGCCGCAGCGGAGCCGCAGGUCUUCCUACUGUGCGGGAAACGGUACCGGGAGAGGAACGGCUUCUCUGACGCCUUUGUGAGCUCGUGCAGGAGCGUGCACGUGCUGGACUCGGACUCCACGGCGGAGUGCUUAUACCGGUUCAAACAGACUGUGGAUCAGCUGGAUCUGAGCUCUAUCAGAGUCCUCACGACCCCGCGGGGCCGAGCCGUGCUGCAGGGCUACCAGGAGCUGCUCUUCACCGCCGUGUACACCUUCAUCUACCAGGUGGACCAUCUCACCUGUCCGAGCUGCGCAGGCUCCGCCCACACAGACUCACCUGGAGGAGUCCAUGAAGAAGUCUCCAAGUUUCUGCAGCAGCUUCCUGCACAGAGGGGACAAGUCACAGUCCUCAAGUCAACUCUGAUCCCAGACUGUUUCAGUCAUGGCUUCAGCACCCGUAGAGGCGGCGUGUCCUACAUCCCGACUCUGUCCUCCCUGAACCUGUUCAGCAGCAGCAGGAGGAGGGACCCCGGGGCUGUGGUGCAGGAGAACAAACGGAGACUGGCCCUCCACGCUGGUUUCAACCCUCAGCUGCUGCGUCAGGUCAAGGUGAACCACGCCAGUGAUGUCUUUGUUUUGGGGAAAGCUGAGCCAGAGAGCUACGAUGCCAUGGUAACCAAUCAGACUGGGGUGGUUAUCGCAGCUCCGGGAGCCGACUGCAUGCCGAUCCUGUUCGCCGAUCCGGUGUCAAAGGUCAUCGGAGCCGCUCACGCAGGCUGGAGAGGAACCCUGAUGGGUGUUGCUAUGGCGACGGUGGAGGCCAUGGUGAAGGAGUUUGGUAGCCAGGUGGGCGACAUCCUGGUUGCCGUGGGACCGUCGGUGGGGGUGUGUUGUUACACUAUGGAGAGACAGCAGGCGCUCGACUUCCACCGCAUCCACCCGCACUGUGUCCCUGAUCCAGAGUCAGCCAGACCGCACGUCAACAUCCGCCUCGCCAACAGACUUCUCCUCGAGCGCGGCGGCAUCCUGCCUGAACACAUCCAUGAUGACACGGUGACGGAGCGGCCCUGUGUGACGCCGUGCACCUCCUGUCACCCCGAGGACUUCUUCUCUCACGUCAGAGACGGACUGAACUUCGGCACCCAGGUGGGCUUCCUGUGGAUCAAAGAGACGGAGGACGAGACCCCGCCCACAGACGGACAGACGGACUGACAGAUGAUUGUGCUGUUUGGACUUGAAUAAUCAGCAGGUAGACAACACCUGGAGUCAACAGGUGGAACCACAUCACUAAUAACUCUACAGUACAGAAUAUAAACAUAUAAUAUAUAUAUGUGACUUUAUAUCCGGGGGAUGUAACUAAGUACAUUUACUCAGUUUGAGAAACUUUACUUGAUUAUUUUCAGUUCACUUUCUACUCCACUACGUUUAUCUGACAGCUCUAAUUACUUUACACAUUAAAACAUACGAGUUUAUAAAAUCUGAUGUAUAAUUAUAUAAUUAGUCAGACAGUAAAUAUGAAUCUAUUUUUGAUGGUUGCAGUGAGUUUUCCUGCAGUGUGUGAACACGUCCUGCUCUGGGUCAAUCACACACAUUCAGUCUGAUUAUAAAUAUUAAAGUGAAAUAUUUAAUAAAGCUGUAAUGCUGAAUAAUA
Molecule: messenger RNA, 1708 nt
Organism: Epinephelus fuscoguttatus (brown-marbled grouper)
Lineage: Eukaryota; Metazoa; Chordata; Actinopteri; Perciformes; Serranidae
Gene: lacc1
Product: laccase (multicopper oxidoreductase) domain containing 1
Exons: 5
Coding region: 1-1269 (422 amino acids)
Molecular function (GO): copper ion binding
Source: RefSeq, a predicted model, not a curated record